UCCUCCUCGCCCCCGCCCUCCAAAUAAUAGCAGCAGCAACAACAAGUGGAUGCGGUGUGCGCUGGACUGCGGGGCGCUCGGCUGCAGUGUAAACGGGCGUGCGAGGGGAAUUGCCACCAACAGGGCGCCUCCUGCUAUCACUCGCCAGUGCUCGGCUCGCACAGGGAUUAUUCCCCGUUGAUUUCACCCUCCCGCCAGCGCCCGCUUUGGAGAGACAAGUGAUCACACACACAAGCGUGUCCUCCCGCGCGCGCGCACACACACUCUCACACACACACACUCUCACGCACACACACACACACACACGAAUCCUCUUUUUUGUUUCCUCCUGGAGCAAGAUUCUUGAUUGUUGCUGUUUUGCUAAGCUCUGGGCUAAGAAGUGACCGUCGCUGACCAGAUUUCUCCAGAGCUGGGCUCCCCAUCUGGCUCCCCCUGGGAGAUCUGCUUGUGUACAAAGGGAACCGAGACAAAUAAGUCAUCCACCUGUAGUUUUGGCUGCCCCUACACCUGCAACCCUAGGCUGCUUAGUUAGCACCGUCCCCUUCUCAGGAGCUCUUUCUCCACAUCCUUGGACGAGCCAGAAGAGCGUUGCUAUUUCUCUGCCUAGGAACAGUUAAGUGCUUCUUCUGCAUGAGCAUAACCAAAGGGUGAUCCACUCUCUUGUCCCCUAUGGAGUCCUCCAAGCCAGUGUUGCAGCCUUCUCCUCCUCCUCUUGCCACUGCAGCUACUGCCCUGGCUGCUGCUCCGAGGUUUGAGACUCUGUUGACAGGCUGAAGAAAGAGGGCUUGCAAAGACCUCCUCACUGUGUAAACAAAAUGAUGGCUGGAAGUUACUUCAACUCCCUCAAUAUCAUUAUUAAACAGUAAUCAUAUUGCUAGACCAAAGCAUUACUUGGAGAAAAUGAUGAGAAAAGAGACUAUUUGCAUUUGGUUACAGUGAUAAACUAAAGACCUGAAACUUUUCUUUGUCAAGAAAACAACAGGACAGUUACCUCGUUUUGUAUGAACACUUGGCUCUUUAUUGGGUGCAGUCCUUGGAGCUACAACAAAAUCACACAUUUGAAAAGAUGUGUGGAUUCUGUAUUGGCCACUGAAGUAUCAUAAAAAUAAAGAGGCUUGCCUGAUGAAAGGAUGAGGCCUUGACUCUUUCUGAAAUCAAAACUGAAGGCUGCAUCUUUUCCUUUAUUUUUUUUUGUGAACAAAACACGGUUAUAUUUGUCAGACAUCCUGAAUGAUAAGAAAAUGCAGAUUUUGUGGUGGUUACAAUUUCACAAAACACAAAUUCAGUUUUACUAAUACCAUCAUGUACUGUGCUUCCAAGAAACUGUCCUCCAAAUGCAAAUGGCUUUGAACUUUCCCUCAUAAAAGUCAAGGUGUGACUAUAGAUAUCCCAGACUAUUUUGUAUUAAACAAACAGUUACAAAAUGGAGGUUGCAAUGGUGAGUGCAGAGAGCUCUGGCUGCAACAGCCACAUGCCCUAUGGAUAUGCUGUCCAGGCUCGGGCUCGGGAGAGAGAAAGACUGGCACACUCGAGGGCAGCGGCAGCUGCAGCUGUGGCAGCAGCAACAGCAGCAGUAGAAGGCGGCGCCUCGGGAGGAGGUGGUCCCUAUCAUCACUACCACCAGAUACAGAGUCGGGGGGCUUCUUCUUCUCACGAUGGCAAUGCACCACAUAGCAGUUUGCCCUGGCAUCAAAGCAGUAGAAGGAGAAAGCGAGGGAGAAAAAGGAGCCACUAUUUGAGUAGCAGGGAGUGUGGGGCCUCCUUCCUCUGUUCUGAGCUGCUGCCUCUAAGUGGCUCUGAAGAGAAGAUACUGAAGGACUUGAGUGAGGAGGAAGAGGAGGAUGAGGAGGAGGAUGAAGAAGAUGAGGAGGAAGGGAAGUUCUACUACAGUGACGAGGAUGAAGUGGAUGAAUGUUCGUAUUUGGACCACCCACCUGAUGAUGGUGGAGGUGACGGCGGCCCUGGGGGCUACAGCACAGUGCGCUACAGCGAGUAUGAGUGCUGCGAACGGGUAGUGAUCAAUGUAUCAGGACUGCGGUUUGAGACUCAGCUGAAGACCUUGGCUCAGUUUCCUGAAACAUUGCUGGGGGAUCCGGCAAAGCGGGGUAGGUACUUUGACCCACUCAGGAAUGAGUACUUCUUCGAUCGGAACCGGCCCAGCUUUGAUGCUAUCCUGUACUACUACCAGUCUGGGGGCCGGCUGAAGAGGCCAGUUAAUGUGCCCUUUGACAUCUUCACCGAGGAAGUGAAAUUCUAUCAACUUGGGGAAGAGGCCAUGCUCAAGUUCAGGGAGGAUGAAGGGUUUGUCAAAGAGGAAGAGGACAAGGCUUUGCCUGACAAUGAGUUCAAGAAGCAGAUCUGGUUGCUAUUUGAGUAUCCUGAGAGUUCCAGUGCAGCCAGAGGCAUUGCCAUUGUCUCUGUCUUGGUCAUCUUGAUCUCCAUCGUCAUCUUCUGUCUAGAGACUUUGCCAGAAUUCAGAGACAACAAGGAGCUUAUACUGUCCCUGGGCUUGGGCAAGGGACUUUUCAAUGAGACUCUGCACCUGGAUAGUGGGGGGCACACCAUUUUCAAUGACCCAUUUUUCAUCGUGGAGACAGUCUGCAUCAUCUGGUUCUCCUUUGAGUUUACAGUGCGAUGGUUUGCCUGCCCCAGCAAAGCAGUCUUCAUCAAGAACAUCAUGAACAUCAUAGAUAUUGUCUCUAUCUUGCCUUACUUCAUCACCCUGGGCACGGAGCUGGCCCAGCAGCAGGGCAGUAAUGGUCAACAGGCCAUGUCUUUUGCUAUCCUGAGGAUCAUCCGUCUGGUCAGGGUGUUCCGCAUCUUCAAGCUCUCCAGACACUCUAAGGGUUUGCAGAUCCUAGGUCAUACACUCAGAGCCAGCAUGAGAGAGCUGGGGCUUCUCAUUUUCUUUCUCUUUAUUGGAGUCAUUUUGUUUUCCAGUGCUGUUUACUUUGCAGAAGCAGAUGAACCUUCCACUCAUUUUCAAAGCAUCCCAGAUGCCUUUUGGUGGGCUGUGGUGACCAUGACUACAGUUGGUUAUGGGGACAUGAAACCCAUAACUGUGGGUGGGAAAAUAGUCGGGUCCCUGUGUGCCAUCGCAGGGGUAUUAACCAUUGCUUUACCAGUGCCAGUGAUUGUCUCCAAUUUUAACUAUUUCUAUCACAGAGAGACUGAGAAUGAAGAACAAACACAGCUGACACAAAAUGCAGUCAGUUGUCCAUACCUCCCAACAAAUUUACUGAAGAAAUUUAGAAGCUCAUCAUCUUCUUCCACAGAGGGUAAAUCAGAGUAUUUGGAAAUGGAAGAAGGAGUUAAAGAGUCUCUUUGCGUAAAGGAAAAAAAAUGUCAGGACACAGGGAAUGACAGUGAGACAGAGAAGAAAAACUGUGUAAAUUCAAAAUCAGUGGAAACUGAUGUGUAAUAUUGAAAGUUUCCAUAUAUAUUUAUGCAUUUAAGAGAGUGCAGUGAUAAAAAUGAAAUAUGCAAACAAAAGCCUGAAGCAUACAAUGGUAUGCUCUUUAUUGGUUAAAUACAAAUAAAAAAAGUAUUGCUAAACUUGUAUUACAUAUCAAGUAAAUUAUAUACCUUGUGGAAGAGGUGGUUUGAGCUGAUGUAAUUUCAUACUUUAUAUUUUUAUUAGAAUGCAAGUGUUUUGCACAUGAGGGGAAGAAACCAUUAAAACCAAGACAGUUUUAAAUUUGCUGUGUGAACUGUUGACAUCACUAAUAAGACUUCAGCGGUAAAAGUUGGCAUUCAGAGGUAUUUACUAUGUAAGAAACAAUGAAGUUCAGUAGUCAUUAUCUAUUUAUCAAUGCUUUAAUAGCUGUUGCCAUGGGAUUUCAUAGUUAUCUUCAAAACAGUAAAAAUUAUUGUAAAAACCAAAAUUAUUCUACAGAACAUAGGUCUAAAUUUUAUCUUGAAAUAUCAAAUGCUUGUUUUUAAUUGGAAACUAACUUUGAAAAGGCUGCUGCACGUCCAGAAAUUGUUUAUUUUUAUAACUCUGUUUGGAGGCAUUGCAGCAUUUGUUGUCUAAUCCAUGGAAGAAAUGAAGUAAGAGAAUAAUUUAACUUGGUCCAAACGCAGUGACUGGAAUGAUUUUUGCACUACUUUAUAUGCUGGAGAUAUAUUGAAAGAGACUUCAUACUGUGAAUGUUUACUAAUGUAGUAGUUCAAUGACAAUCAUUGGAAGAAUGAAUUCUGCAUCUCAUUUUACUGUUUUUUUCUUUGUGUGAUGCUGAUGGCUGAGUAGCUAAUGUUUAUUCCAUAUUCUUUUAAUUAUGAAUAUCUGCAAUCUGGAAAAUGACAAUGAAGUAAAAUUUUAUAUAUUUUUUUGGUUUUUCUUAAAUCAGUCUCCUCUACAGAGGCCCUCAAAAAUAACAAUGUAUGUUAUAUUUUCUUUACUGAUUACUUCAGCAUUCAGAACCCAUGAUAAAUAUGUGCACUUUGUCAGUAUUGAUGUAAUUCUGAGUAAUUGAAGAAACUGUAGCUGUAAUAAGACAUUUAACUGCUGCAGUGACGAGGACUAAGAAUUGCUAACUUUUAAAUGUGCUAUUAUUGGAGCUGUGUUUUUUUCCUUAAUUACAGCUUUCACCCAUGUGCAUUUGAAAUAACCUUUAAGAUUCAUAAUAGGCAUUCUGGGAUUUAGAAUAAACACUUCAGGACAAAGCCUGUCCUCAAGACAGUAUGUCUUGAUCCGUUCUUACUUAUAUUUAAGCCAGUCUUACCUUCCUUAUGUAUCCCAAGUUCCCAUUAACCUCAGUUGGAGAUGUAUGUGUGCAAGGACUGUAGUAUCAGGCCCAUUGAGUAUUUCAGAAUUUGGAAUGAAAUAUGGAAAGGAUAAUUUAACAUACAGUAUGCAUUCAAAAUAGCAACUUUUGGAGUUAGAUUUAUCUGAAAAGGGCAUUAUUAAAGUGAAACAGUUUUGGAGAAGGCAUUGUUGUACCCAGAACCAUCCAAAUUAUUAUCCUUGAACAAUAUUGACACGAGCACUUUGGGAUCUGGAAACAGGCAUUGUGAUAAGAAGAUGGAGUUAAACAACACUAGUAAAUUGGUGUGUUUUGCAAUGGCAAGUAUAAUUGCUUAUUUAAAAAAUACAUUAAUAUUAUGGAUGGUACAGAAAAAAAAUUGCACUCAGCCCUGUUUGAAAGAUCACAGAUAAGCAUUAGAUUCUUAACAUAAAAUCCUGAACAGAUUUCACCUAUUUAGUGAACUGUCAUUAAAUUCAGCUAAAUUUUAUAAUGUAAUACCCAAAUAGUUUUUAUUUGUAGAAAUUCACUAUAAAUAAGUAACAUAUUAUAUUUCAUUUUUUAAUAGGCAGCAGGUUUAAACAAACAAAAGGAAGUUUUUCUUCACUCAGUGCACAGUCAUCCUCUGGAACUCCUUGCCAGAGGAUGUGGUGAAGGGUAGGACUUUAACAGGGUUCAAAAAAGAGCUAGAUAGAUUCAUGGAGGUCCAUCAAUGGCUAUUAGCCAGGAUGGAUAGGAAUGGUGUCCUUAUCUUCUAUUUGUCUGGAAAUGAGUGUCAGGGAAGGGAUCACGUGAGGAUUACUUGUUCUGUUCCCUCCCUCUGGGGCAUCUGGUAUUGGCCACUGUUGGCAGACAGGAUACUGGGCUAGAUGGACCAUUGGUCUGACCCAGUAUAGCCAUUCUUAUUUUCUUAUUCUCAAUAUUCUGUGUAAACAAAUUUUAAAAAGCCAAUAAACAGGGAAUGUUAAGGAUGAGCAUUAUUAUUUAUGCCAUAACAAUUAACCAAAAGAAAGUGCUCCCCUAACAAGUGUCAAUAAAAACUUUAAGAACAAUAAUGGGCAACCUAAGUUAAUGAGUGGGCUCCAUCAUAUCAGUGGGCCGCAAAAUCUGCUCUUAUGUACCUAGAACUUGCAGGCUGUGCCAUUUGACUCUCACAGUCAAUGUGGCAUGCGAUCAGCAUGCUCCUCACUUCAGAUGCCCUUAUUUUAUGUGCAUGUCCCUUUAUAAAAUACCAGUACAAAAAAACCCAACCCUAUGUGGACAGAAACCAGUGGAAUCUGGCAUCCCUGCAUAUAAGCAGUUGCCCACCACUGAUUAAGAACAUAUGGAUUCCUUUGUAUAAUGGAUUUAUAGCAGUACUAUAUAAGCCAGGUCCCAGGUGAUCUUAUGUGAAAAGGUAGUGAAAAAAGGGAAUAUAAUAUAAAGGCAAAUUAGUGGAAAAUAAGGAGGGCAGGUUUGCAUGAUGAUUUGCUGAUAGGGAAAGUUGGGAAUUUAGGCUGGAUAAGAGACAAUGCAAUUUUGAAUCUUGAGACUGGGAGUAUUAUAGAAAUAAGCAAUACAGCUCUUUGUUUCAUAGGGAAACAUAUCUGUUUCAUUACUCUUGGGACUUGCAGUAGUAAACAGAAGAACAUUAUGAUGUCAGACAGAACUGCUGUCCCCUGAAGAUGUAAGUGAGCCUGUGCACAGGUAACUGUCAGGUCAGGCAGAGAUUGUCAAUAGAAAUGGGAAUAUUACAGCUCAAUAUUAGGUUGUGCUAUGAGCUUGGCUGACCAUUCUGAAACAUAAAAAGGACUCUCUGUUUCUAGAAAGGAAACACAUAUUUUUAUGUGGACCUUUGGAUUUGAUCAGUCAAGUGCUCAUCAGUUUAACUAAUUAUGACACAGUCUGAAAUGGCCAGAACCCUGUCAUACAGUCAGUCCCUGAAAAGACCUAAAAUCUGAAGGCUAUAAUCCUUGCCAUGAAAUGGCAAGUCUCAAUAAAACACAAUUUAGGCUGAAACUUUGUGCAAAAGAAACUCCCUAGUUAGGCACCUACUGUUCGCAUUUAUUACUACUGCUGGCGCUGUUAAAGCUUUCUUAAUGUUAUUUGAUGCUAACAUCUGACAGAAUAAAAUGUUAUCAUCAUUUGGACAUUCUCAGAUUCUCAAUUUAUAGAAGUGAAAUGCAUCCCUGGUGUAAGCGCGCUAAAGUCAAUGAAGUAGUACCAGGGAUACAUUUGGCCCCAGUAAUGUAGUUCCAACCAUGCCACAACUAACAUAUGCUCCAGCUACAAAUAACACAAAAUGAAAUAUUUUGAGAUUUUGGGCCUGCUUCUCUUGCAGUGGUGUAAUAUCUAGAGCAAUUCCAGUAGAAGUCUUUGAGUUAUGCCAAUGUAAAGUGAGACUUCAAAUGGAGUUUGUUACUUAAGUUUCUAAAUUGCUUCUCAUGUUCAGGAAUAAAUAUAUCAAUUUAUAGUAAUACUUGGUGCCAAGACAAGAAAGCAGGUUCUGAAGGAGCGUGCUUUACUAAAGGUAGAGCUGAUUUAGUGCACAACUGCAAAAACUUAAAUUUUUUCCUUGGUUACAAUCAUGCGGUUUCUUGAAAUCACAUUGAUUCAUGGAAACAUCAGUCUAAAAGGCCCCCAAACUGGUAUGAAAUUAAUUAUUGUGUUUCUCAAUUAAGAGCAAAAUGUCUAGGUUUUUCAUUGUUUAACAAAAACUUCUCAGAAUGGUUUUAAUGUAAAAACCCAUUGCAGGUGGAGGAAAGCACAGUUCUUUGUUUUGAUUUGAAGAAAAUCUCCUAUUACCUUUUCCUUUGUUGAAGAGAAUCCAUUUAAUUAGUUUCCAUGUCAUGCAAAGUCAUUUUAGGCCAGGGCAUGGAAAAAUUGUUCAAUAUGUGUUAGUCACAACAACCUUGUUCUUGGUAUCUGGGGGUGUAUGUGUUAAAUAUGAAUUCUGGAUUGUUCUUUGUCAUAGAAAACAUAAUUGGUUGGCCAGAAAAACCUACUGAUUUCUUAGAAGACAAUUGGUAUUAAUUAGAACUAAAUUACAGAACAGAACACUGAAAGCCAAGACUGGUAGCUGUAAACAAACUUUAAGGGACCGCAGGAAAUUUGGCUAUACUCAUGAUAAGUGGACAUCUGGCUAAGUAAAAUUAUCCCAGACAAUGGAUGUUACCAAAGUAGAGAGUACCAGACUAGAGAGGUUAAACUUGUAUUAGAAUAAGCCUUGUGGAUAUUUGUUGAUAGUCCUCAAAUUAAAUAUGAACUUUACUUGACUUUUUUAGCUUCCAGCAAUGCAUUCCUUCAGUACCCAUUUCUGACUGGUCCAGUGUUUGUUCUGUUUUCACUGUAUCCUAUUAGAAAUACUGGUCUAAAUUACUACAGUUAAUUGGUAUGAAAAAGUGAUAUGUCAAAACAUAGCUUACCAUUUUAAAAUUGACAUAAUAUCCUGUAUAGAUGCUAUAAUUUUUGUUAUAACAGGGGUGCCCAGAAUCCCAGUUCAUAAUAUUUGUAGACAUGGCUCAGGGUAUGCAUUUUAUUGCUGAUGUAUUUGAAUGACCAAAUAUUUUUGGCUUUGCAGUGAAUGGGGUCUUGUGUAACUGUUUAUCAUAUUUGUGCAUUUUGUUUGAAACAAGUGAAUGGGGAGAAAUUAGUUAUUUUUAAUCAUGGACUGAGACUGAAAUGAAUAUUCCUUCAUUUUUACAAAGAUUAUUUGAGGUGAAUAUAACUCUUGACAACCUAAUUCCUGCUUAAACAUUUAAAGAUAUUGUACCUGGGAACCAGGUAUAAAAAUUAAACUUUAUAUAUUACUACCAUGCUUUCUAUGUAUUCAGAACUCUGAUUACAUAUUAGUUCAUAAAGACAAGUCAUUAAAUCAUUUUGUACUGAGAAGUGUUUGUGAAGUAAUUUUUGUUUUAAACUUUUUUUCUGGAAAAUUAUAAUUUGCCUUGAGGACUUUUUUUGCAACAGGUCCUUUACAAAAAACAAACAACUAAACAAAUAAAAACAAAAGAAGAACAGAAAAGAAGAGAGAUCUUAAGUUAUGCUUCAAAAUCUGAUAAAAGAUUCUGAUUGGUGGAAAGUAGGUAAGUAAAUAUUUUGUUUAAUUAUUCCUUCAAUUGUGCAUGACCAGCUUUGCCACUAAAUUCAAAUUAGGAGUCAGAUUGUUAAAAGUUCGCAAAUGUAAGUAUAGGCUAUCCUCACUGAAGUCCAAGAUAUGUUUAAAAAAAUUGGACCGAUAGCGAAAUAACUUAAAACGGAGAUAUUUUUCCCUGCAGAUGACUUCUAUUUAUGCAAAUUGGGCAUUUUUUGUGCGGCUUAAGAGUGGGGAAUGGGAGGAGAUAGGUGGGAUCAGCUCCUACAAGUGUCAACAACGUUAGUAUGGAAUGGAUGCGUACCGGGGUGACUUAUAGUGGAGAUAUAGUCCUGUAUUUUAUAAAUUAUAUCUAAUUGAGGUUCUUAUAUAUCCCCCCCUUAUUGUAGUAUCUGAGCACCUUACAAUCUUUAAUAUUGGUAUUCUCAUAACAUGCUUGUGAAUUAGGGCAUACUGUUAUCCCCAUUUGUGCAUUGAGACUUAAGGCAUAAGGAGACUGAGAUGGGGCCCAAGGGCAUGCAGAAAGUCUCUGAUGCAAGGAUUUAAACCUAGAUCUCAAAAUCUGACACUAGCACACCGAAUAAUGGAUCAUGCUUUCAAAAGUAUUUUCCUGAAACAAAAGUCAGAUAUUUUUCACUGCAGAGAUGGUGGAGGGAUGGGGAGGGUGGAAUGGGAAGCAGGGGAGAGAACAAGAUGGAUACAUCUCUUCUUUAUUUCUCCUUUAUGUGCUGCUGGGGUUUUUAUGUUUAGUUUUUGGGGUAUGGGGUAUUUGAUUAUGUAAGUUAUAUGAAAAAGAGCUUUGACAUAUGAAGAGAUAGGUGGGUUUGUUAUCAUCUUCUGCAUCAAAAUAAAUCUAAGAAAUAUAAAGUUUAGGCUCAGUCUUGAAACAUUCAACUAGAGAAGAUUUCUUUCAAAUUGAUGAUGGAACUUGCAUGAUUGGAUUCCCCAAAUGAUCACGUCAUGGCCAUAAGAAAUAUUUACUGAUGAUGGAAAUAGAACCAAUAUUAUACAAUGGCAUUAUAGACAAUAGGCUAUUUUUCAGCCUAAUCCUACUCCCCCGGAAGUUGAUGUUAAAACUGUUGGCUUCAGUGAGUAUUACACUUGGCCUUUAUCAACUAUUGAAAAUACUAUUAUUACAUAGUUUGAGAACACCGUUCAUAUUUGUACUAUAUAUUGUCAUUUAUAACAUGACCUGAUCUUGUUCCCAUUAAAGUCAAUGGGGAUUUUGCCUUUAAUAUAGGAGCAGAGCUGAGACCAGGAUAUCUGUUCUGAGGUUUGUUACUUGUACUGUAUGAACAGUGUUUCAUUUCCCUCCUUUAUUGAUUUCAUAUUGAUACAGCUUUAUAAUGAAUUCAGGGAGUUAGUGGGCGUUUCCUCUUGCACAGAGGAGUCCAAGUAUAGAAAUCAGCAAAAGACCAACGAUAUAAACUGCAGGUACUUUUUAUUUUCUUGACUAAACAGAAUGAUGCACAACAUUUCACUGUAAUGCAAGUAUAUGAAAAGGGCUUUACAUAUCAGAUCAGCUGAAACGAGCAGUACCUCUUUAAAGGGCUCAUUAAAUGGGCAUCUUGCAAGGUGCUGAGUGCCCUCUCCUGGCACAGACUUCAAAAGGAUUGUAGGAUGCUGAGAAUUUUCUGAGAGGGGCUCAAGCACCACAAAGAAUUUGAACCUGUUUAGCAGUCAUUUUGGCAAGGCAGUAUUACAAGGCAGAAAUGUUGCAUAUUUUAUAGUCUGAGGUUGAAGGAAGCUAAAGAGUAUUAGCCUUUCUGUUAAAGACUUCUUGCAUUUCUGAAAAGCGAGCUGCAGAUAGACAUAGUGAGAAAAGAAUAUGAUAUAACUGAGCUUCAUCUGGGAGCGUUUUGAAAAUACUUUUGUUUGCAUAUUUAAAGAGCAUUGUUAUAUUUCACUGUGUGCUGAAUGGGAAGCUUUAGAUAAAUGUUAUCCUGGCAUGUAUCUUCCUCGUUUCCAAUAGUACAGUUCAGAUAUUAUAUAGCAAUUUAUACUUAAGUAUUUACUUGUGUAUCCAUUUAUUUCCAUUAGUUAUUCAUAGGCACUAUGGUGAUCCAGGAUAUAUGCACCAUAAGGCUAAAGAUAAAAAGCCGUAACAACUGCAGUAGUAGAGAGGCAGGUCGAGAUUUAAAUCUUCUAUGAAAAUCUUCUAAACCAAACUCUUGGGCUUUGCUUUUUAAUUCAUGAGCAUCUGUUAUAAUAAAUGAUAUUUUUAUACAGUAUGUCUGAAGGCAAGAAGUGUAUUUUAUGGCUAAUGUUAUUUUAUUAUUCAUAGUCUGACAGAGGAUUAGCAUUUUUCAUAGCUUCCAAGUGGAAUAUAGUAUGAAGUAAACAAAGUAAACAGAACGAACACGGUGGAACCUGUAUAUCUCUUUAUAUUUUAUAUCUGUUGCUCUGUGACAUGAAUGAACUGUUUUGCCUGCAGAAACAAGAAUGGAAGAAACUUUUCAAAAACUGACUAAUGAUAUUUUCAUUUUGGGGGGCCCAAACUGAGAGAACUUGAAGGGGCCUGAUUUUCAAUAAGUGCUGAGCACCUUCCUUUUAAGGUUUUUGAAC
Molecule: messenger RNA, 11382 nt
Organism: Pelodiscus sinensis (Chinese soft-shelled turtle)
Lineage: Eukaryota; Metazoa; Chordata; Testudines; Trionychidae
Gene: KCNA4
Product: potassium voltage-gated channel subfamily A member 4
Biological process (GO): action potential; protein homooligomerization; potassium ion transmembrane transport
Cellular component (GO): membrane; voltage-gated potassium channel complex; axon
Molecular function (GO): delayed rectifier potassium channel activity; protein binding; potassium ion binding
Source: RefSeq, a predicted model, not a curated record